ACGUGAUCCGCAGGGCGGCCGAGGCAGGAAGCUGUGAGUGCGCGGUUGCGGGGUCGCAUUGUGGCUACGGCUUUGCGUCCCCGGCGGGCAGCCCCAGGCUGGUCCCCGCCUCCGCUCUCCCCACCGGCGGGGAAAGCAGCUGGUGUGGGAGGAAAGGCUCCAUCCCCCGCCCCCUCUCUCCCGCUGUUGGCUGGCAGGAUCUUUUGGCAGUCCUGUGGCCUCGCUCCCCGCCCGGAUCCUCCUGACCCUGAGAUUCGCGGGUCUCACGUCCCGUGCACGCCUUGCUUCGGCCUCAGUUAAGCCUUUGUGGGCUCCAGGUCCCUGGUGAGAUUAGAAACGUUUGCAAACAUGUCCCGGAUCGAAAAGAUGAGCAUUCUGGGCGUGCGGAGUUUUGGAAUAGAGGACAAAGAUAAGCAAAUUAUCACUUUCUUCAGCCCCCUUACAAUUUUGGUUGGACCCAAUGGGGCGGGAAAGACGACCAUCAUUGAAUGUCUAAAAUAUAUUUGUACUGGAGAUUUCCCUCCUGGAACCAAAGGAAAUACAUUUGUACACGAUCCCAAGGUUGCUCAAGAAACAGAUGUGAGAGCCCAGAUUCGUCUGCAAUUUCGUGAUGUCAAUGGAGAACUUAUAGCUGUGCAAAGAUCUAUGGUGUGUACUCAGAAAAGCAAAAAGACAGAAUUUAAAACUCUGGAAGGAGUCAUUACUAGAACAAAGCAUGGUGAAAAGGUCAGUCUGAGCUCUAAGUGUGCAGAAAUUGACCGAGAAAUGAUCAGUUCUCUUGGGGUUUCCAAGGCUGUGCUAAAUAAUGUCAUUUUCUGUCAUCAAGAAGAUUCUAAUUGGCCUUUAAGUGAAGGAAAGGCUUUGAAGCAAAAGUUUGAUGAGAUUUUUUCAGCAACAAGAUACAUUAAAGCCUUAGAAACACUUCGGCAGGUACGUCAGACACAAGGUCAGAAAGUAAAAGAAUAUCAAAUGGAACUAAAAUAUCUGAAGCAAUAUAAGGAAAAAGCUUGUGAGAUUCGUGAUCAGAUUACAAGUAAGGAAGCCCAGUUAACAUCUUCAAAGGAAAUUGUCAAAUCCUAUGAGAAUGAACUUGAUCCAUUGAAGAAUCGUCUAAAAGAAAUUGAACAUAAUCUCUCUAAAAUAAUGAAACUUGACAAUGAAAUUAAAGCCUUGGAUAGCCGAAAGAAGCAAAUGGAGAAAGAUAAUAGUGAACUGGAAGAGAAAAUGGAAAAGGUUUUUCAAGGGACUGAUGAGCAACUAAAUGACUUAUAUCACAAUCACCAGAGAACAGUAAGGGAGAAAGAAAGGAAAUUGGUAGACUGUCAUCGUGAACUGGAAAAACUAAAUAAAGAAUCUAGGCUUCUCAAUCAGGAAAAAUCAGAACUGCUUGUUGAACAGGGUCGUCUACAGCUGCAAGCAGAUCGCCAUCAAGAACAUAUCCGAGCUAGAGAUUCAUUAAUUCAGUCUUUGGCAACACAGCUAGAAUUGGAUGGCUUUGAGCGUGGACCAUUCAGUGAAAGACAGAUUAAAAAUUUUCACAAACUUGUGAGAGAGAGACAAGAAGGGGAAGCAAAAACUGCCAACCAACUGAUGAAUGACUUUGCAGAAAAAGAGACUCUGAAACAAAAACAGAUAGAUGAGAUAAGAGAUAAGAAAACUGGACUGGGAAGAAUAAUUGAGUUAAAAUCAGAAAUCCUAAGUAAGAAGCAGAAUGAGCUGAAAAAUGUGAAGUAUGAAUUACAGCAGUUGGAAGGAUCUUCAGACAGGAUUCUUGAACUGGACCAGGAGCUCAUAAAAGCUGAACGUGAGUUAAGCAAGGCUGAGAAAAACAGCAAUGUAGAAACCUUAAAAAUGGAAGUAAUAAGUCUCCAAAAUGAAAAAGCAGACUUAGACAGGACCCUGCGUAAACUUGACCAGGAGAUGGAGCAGUUAAACCAUCAUACAACAACACGUACCCAAAUGGAGAUGCUGACCAAAGACAAAGCUGACAAAGAUGAACAAAUCAGAAAAAUAAAAUCUAGGCACAGUGAUGAAUUAACCUCACUGUUGGGAUAUUUUCCCAACAAAAAACAGCUUGAAGACUGGCUACAUAGUAAAUCAAAAGAAAUUAAUCAGACCAGGGACAGACUUGCCAAAUUGAACAAGGAACUAGCUUCAUCUGAGCAGAAUAAAAAUCAUAUAAAUAAUGAACUAAAAAGAAAGGAAGAGCAGUUGUCCAGUUACGAAGACAAGCUGUUUGAUGUUUGUGGUAGCCAGGAUUUUGAAAGUGAUUUAGACAGGCUUAAAGAGGAAAUUGAAAAAUCAUCAAAACAGCGAGCCAUGCUGGCUGGAGCCACAGCAGUUUACUCCCAGUUCAUUACUCAGCUAACAGACGAAAACCAGUCAUGUUGCCCCGUUUGUCAGAGAGUUUUUCAGACAGAGGCUGAGUUACAAGAAGUCAUCAGUGAUUUGCAGUCUAAACUGCGACUUGCUCCAGAUAAACUCAAGUCAACAGAAUCAGAGCUAAAAAAAAAGGAAAAGCGGCGUGAUGAAAUGCUGGGACUUGUGCCCAUGAGGCAAAGCAUAAUUGAUUUGAAGGAGAAGGAAAUACCAGAAUUAAGAAACAAACUGCAGAAUGUCAAUAGAGACAUACAGCGCCUAAAGAACGACAUAGAAGAACAAGAAACACUCUUGGGUACAAUAAUGCCUGAAGAAGAAAGUGCCAAAGUAUGCCUGACAGAUGUUACAAUUAUGGAGAGGUUCCAGAUGGAACUUAAAGAUGUUGAAAGAAAAAUUGCACAACAAGCAGCUAAGCUACAAGGAAUAGACUUAGAUCGAACUGUCCAACAAGUCAACCAGGAGAAACAAGAGAAACAGCACAAGUUAGACACAGUUUCUAGUAAGAUUGAAUUGAAUCGUAAGCUUAUACAGGACCAGCAGGAACAGAUUCAACAUCUAAAAAGUACAACAAAUGAGCUAAAAUCUGAGAAACUUCAGAUAUCCACUAAUUUGCAACGUCGUCAGCAACUGGAGGAGCAGACUGUGGAAUUAUCCACUGAAGUUCAGUCUUUGUACAGAGAGAUAAAGGAUGCUAAAGAGCAGGUAAGCCCUUUGGAAACAACAUUGGAAAAGUUCCAGCAAGAAAAAGAAGAAUUAAUCAACAAAAAAAAUACAAGCAACAAAAUAGCACAGGAUAAACUGAAUGAUAUUAAAGAGAAGGUUAAAAAUAUUCAUGGCUAUAUGAAAGACAUUGAGAAUUAUAUUCAAGAUGGGAAAGACGACUAUAAGAAGCAAAAAGAAACUGAACUUAAUAAAGUAAUAGCUCAACUAAGUGAAUGCGAGAAACACAAAGAAAAGAUAAAUGAAGAUAUGAGACUCAUGAGACAAGAUAUUGAUACACAGAAGAUACAAGAAAGGUGGCUACAAGAUAACCUUACUUUAAGAAAAAGAAAUGAGGAACUAAAAGAAGUUGAAGAAGAAAGAAAACAACAUUUGAAGGAAAUGGGUCAAAUGCAGGUUUUGCAAAUGAAAAGUGAACAUCAGAAGUUGGAAGAGAACAUAGACAAUAUAAAAAGAAAUCAUAAUUUGGCAUUAGGGCGACAGAAAGGUUAUGAAGAAGAAAUUAUUCAUUUUAAGAAAGAACUUCGAGAACCACAAUUUCGGGAUGCUGAGGAAAAGUAUAGAGAAAUGAUGAUUGUUAUGAGGACAACAGAACUUGUGAACAAGGAUCUGGAUAUUUAUUAUAAGACUCUUGACCAAGCAAUAAUGAAAUUUCACAGUAUGAAAAUGGAAGAAAUCAAUAAAAUUAUACGUGACCUGUGGCGAAGUACCUAUCGUGGACAAGAUAUUGAAUACAUAGAAAUACGGUCUGAUGCCGAUGAAAAUGUAUCAGCUUCUGAUAAAAGGCGGAAUUAUAACUACCGAGUGGUGAUGCUGAAGGGAGACACAGCCUUGGAUAUGCGAGGACGAUGCAGUGCUGGACAAAAGGUAUUAGCCUCACUCAUCAUUCGCCUGGCCCUGGCUGAAACGUUCUGCCUCAACUGUGGCAUCAUUGCCUUGGAUGAGCCAACAACAAAUCUUGACCGAGAAAACAUUGAAUCUCUUGCACAUGCUCUGGUUGAGAUAAUAAAAAGUCGCUCACAGCAGCGUAACUUCCAGCUUCUGGUAAUCACUCAUGAUGAAGAUUUUGUGGAGCUUUUAGGACGUUCUGAAUAUGUGGAGAAAUUCUACAGGAUUAAAAAGAACAUCGAUCAGUGCUCAGAGAUUGUGAAAUGCAGUGUUAGCUCCCUGGGAUUCAAUGUUCAUUAAAAAUAUCCAAGAUUUAAAUGCCAUAGAAAUGUAGGUCCUCAGAAAGUGUAUAAUAAGAAACUUAUUUCUCAUAUCAACUUAGUCAAUAAGAAAAUAUAUUCUUUCAAAGGAACAUUGUGUCUAGGAUUUUGGAUGUUGAGAGGUUCUAAAAUCAUGAAACUUGUUUCACUGAAAAUUGGACAGAUUGCCUGUUUCUGAUUUGCUGCUCUUCAUCCCAUUCCAGGCAGCCUCUGUCAGGCCUUCAGGGUUCAGCAGUACAGCCGAGACUCGACUCUGUGCCUCCCUCCCCAGUGCAAAUGCAUGCUUCUUCUCAAAGCACUGUUGAGAAGGAGAUAAUUACUGCCUUGAAAAUUUAUGGUUUUGGUAUUUUUUUAAAUCAUAGUUAAAUGUUACCUCUGAAUUUACUUCCUUGCAUGUGGUUUGAAAAACUGAGUAUUAAUAUCUGAGGAUGACCAGAAAUGGUGAGAUGUAUGUUUGGCUCUGCUUUUAACUUUAUAAAUCCAGUGACCUCUCUCUCUGGGACUUGGUUUCCCCAACUAAAAUUUGAAGUAGUUGAAUGGGGUCUCAAAGUUUGACAGGAACCUUAAGUAAUCAUCUAAGUCAGUACCCACCACCUUCUUCUCCUACAUAUCCCUUCCAGAUGGUCAUCCAGACUCAGAGCUCUCUCUACAGAGAGGAAAUUCUCCACUGUGCACACCCACCUUUGGAAAGCUCUGACCACUUGAGGCCUGAUCUGCCCAUCGUGAAGAAGCCUGUAACACUCCUCUGCGUCUAUCCUGUGUAGCAUACUGGCUUCACCAUCAAUCCUGAUUCCUCUCUAAGUGGGCAUUGCCAUGUGGAAGGCAAGCCAGGCUCACUCACAGAGUCAAGGCCUGCUCCCUGUAGGGUCCAACCAGACCUGGAAGAACAGGCCUCUCCAUUUGCUCUUCAGAUGCCACUUCUAAGAAAAGCCUAAUCACAGUUUUUCCUGGAAUUGCCAGCUGACAUCUUGAAUCCUUCCAUUCCACACAGAAUGCAACCAAGUCACACGCUUUUGAAUUAUGCUUUGUAGAGUUUUGUCAUUCAGAGUCAGCCAGGACCAUACCGGGUCUUGAUUCAGUCACAUGGCAUGGUUUUGUGCCAUCUGUAGCUAUAAUGAGCAUGUUUGCCUAGACAGCUUUUCUCAACUGGGUCCAGAAGAGAAUUAAGCCCUAAGGUCCUAAGGCAUCUAUCUGUGCUAGGUUAAAUGGUUGGCCCCCAAAGAUAGACAGGUCCUGAUUUCUAGAACCCGUGACUGUUACUUUAUACAGCAAAGGAAACUUUGCAGAUGUGAUUAAAGCUAAGGACCUUAAGACAGAGUAUCCUGGGGGUGGUGGUGGGGUGGGGGGGGGUCCUAAAUGUAAUCACGAGUAAGAUUAAGAGCAAAUCAAUUCUAGUCAUAUAUUAAACAUCCACAAUAACCAAGAUAUUUUUAUCCCAAGAAUGCAAGAUUUCAGAAAAUGAAAAAUCUGUUGAUAAAUCCAUCACUAUAAUAAAACCGAAGGUGAAAAAAAUUCUGAAAAAAUUCUAGCAGCUAUAUUUGAUAAAAUUCAACAUCUCCUAGCUUUAGCAAACUCACAGUUUUGCAAAUAAUAUUUUCUUAAUGUUAUCUGUUGCUAAAUCAAAAUUAAACAGUCAUCUUAACUGCAAAAUAAAACAUUUCUCAGUAAAUAUUAAAGCCAGUUACCUUCUAUCAACAUGUUAAUGAAAGUGCUAGUUGUUGCAGCAAAGAAUAACAAAGGCAAUACACGAUCAAUAUAGGCAGUGAAACAAAAGUAUCAUUUGCAAGUUAAAACAGACUUCCCAAUUUUAAAUCUGGUUUCCCCCUGAAUAUGUGGCAUCCUUGGCAGCACUUCUGAGAGUGGCUGCUUUCAUUCCAAGAAGCCCAUGGGUUUGGAGGUGGGAUAGGUGCCUUUCUGGCUUCUCAUUGCUGCUUCUAGAUCAGUCUCCAAAUAUCCCCCUUCCCCACAUUGGAAUGAAUAGCCAUCACAGCAUGGAUGGAGGUUAGAAUGAGCCAGACUGCCUGGGCUCAAAUCCUAGCACACCACUCACUAGCUGGGGACCUUGAGCAAGUUAUUUGUCCUGUUUUCUGUUUCCUUAUAUGUAAAAGUGGGUAAAAUGGUACAUAUUUUGUAGGGUUGUUAUGAAGAUUGAAUGACAUUAUUUACAAACUGCUUAGAACUGCUUGCCACCUACUAAAUACUGUGUAAGUGUUCAAGAAAAAGCUGUCUUCAUUUCACUCUUGUUGCAGUUAUCUUUCAUUCCCAGCUUGGUCACUCCCUCUUAUUUGUUGAAGAGUUUAGCUCCCGGUUCAGUGUCACCCCAUUACUAAUAAUCAUUGCUGAUUUCAAUAUCCAAGUGAUGGUCUAAUACAACUCCUUGGCCUCUCAGUCUUUUUUAUUUUUUGAGGUGGAGUCUUGCUCUGUCACCCAGGCUGGAGUGCAAUGGCACCAUCUCAGCUCACUGCAACCUCUGCCUCCCUGAUACAAGCAAUCCUCCUGCCUCAGCCUCCCAAGUAGCUAGGAUUACAGGCAUGUACCACCACACCAGGCUAAUUUUUGUAUUUUAGUAGAGACAGGGUUUCGCCUUGUUGGCCAGGCUGGUCUUGAACGUCUGGCCUCAAGUGAUCUGCCUACCUUGGCCUCCCUCAGCCCCUUUUUGUUUCCUCCAGUGAGAAGAUACUCAGUUCUAUGGUCUUAUUCUAGAGCCCCGUCCUUUUAAUAACAAUAACUGCACCCCUCCAAAAUCUCAGUUUUAAGCAUCUCACUCUCCAAUAACCCCAUGGUGUCUACAAUUUUCCUGUGGUCCUCAACCCCAGCAAUUCUUUGACCCCACUGAGAUUUCAAUCCAUUGAUUCUAUGGCUUUUUCACAGGUUGUUUCCCUGAUGCCUGUACUUCUCUCCUUAUUCAACUUAAAUUCCAUGGCUCAUCAUUAUGUCACCCUCCACUGCAUUGUACUCAAACUGUCCCGACAAUCCCCAGCCCUACUGGAAUCCAGCUCUGCCUCCUCCCUGCAACACCUGCACAUCCCGUUUCCUUUGCUGUUUCCUCCUCAUUUCCCUGGCCCCUCAAUGUCACAGGUUUUAGUACUCAGAGUCUGCACCUCUUUUCUUCUCUGUGCUCACUUAUUUGGUGAUCUCAUCCAGUCUCAUAGCUUUAAAUUAUCUUAGUUUGGGUUCUCCCAGAAGCAGAGCGUAAAACAAUGCUUCACGUGAAAGUAAUCAGUAGGAAAUUGGGGAAAUUGUGUAUGAAAGAGAAAGCAGCCAAUGAAAAGUUUACUAUUAAGCCAGCUACGGUAAGUGGGCAAUUAGAGUUUGGUGCCCCAGGGAGACUCUGGGGAGUUUGGCAAAAUAUAUACCUCAGAAUUAUCCCACCUAAGGGGCAAGAGACCUGGAGUAUUUAUAUAACAACUUGCCAGGGUUACUGAGUGAAGGCUAUUCUAGCACAUGUUAGUUACUGGCUUGCCAUGUGUACCGACACAGCUGCUUUCCACAGUUUAAAAAGAAAGUCUGAGCAACAUAGUGACAUCCCAUCUUUACAUAAAAUUUUUAAAAAAUUAGCAAGGCAUGGUGGUGCACACCUGUAGUCUCAGCUACUUGGCUGAGAUAGGAUCCCUGGAGUCUGAGGGUUCAAGGCUGCAGUGAGCUGUGAUUUGUGCCACUGCACCCCAGCCUGGGUGGGUGGCAGAGUGAGACCCUGUCUAAAAAGACAAAAAAAAAAAAAAAAAAAAAGCAGCAGCAGCUGAAAGUUGGCAGGAGCACACUGGCAGUUCCUAGGAUCAUAGGAUAUAGGCAGGGCACUGACCACUCCUACAACCACCAUCUAUACACUGAUAACUCAUAAAUGUUUGUGUCCAAUCCAGAUCUCUCCUAAAUGCUUGACUGAUAUAUUCAGCUGCCUGUGGAUAACUGGGCAUCUAUCUGCACUUGAAUAUCUAAUAAACGUCUAAAACUUAAAAUGACCAAAA
This is a messenger RNA of Homo sapiens (human), 8272 nucleotides long. RefSeq names its product RAD50 double strand break repair protein (gene RAD50). Gene Ontology annotation, cellular component: nucleus; chromosome, telomeric region; chromosome. Gene Ontology annotation, biological process: chromosome organization; DNA repair; double-strand break repair. The record is from RefSeq and is marked reviewed. Gene Ontology annotation, molecular function: ATP hydrolysis activity. NCBI's taxonomy places the organism in Eukaryota, Metazoa, Chordata, Mammalia, Primates, Hominidae. The transcript is spliced from 25 exons. The coding region runs from base 349 to 4287 and encodes 1312 amino acids.